Tympanuchus pallidicinctus (lesser prairie-chicken) is the source of this 1653-nucleotide messenger RNA. It is a transcript of the gene VPS4A, whose product is annotated as vacuolar protein sorting 4 homolog A. The record is from RefSeq and is a predicted model, not a curated record. The transcript is spliced from 11 exons. The coding region runs from base 75 to 1388 and encodes 437 amino acids. NCBI's taxonomy places the organism in Eukaryota, Metazoa, Chordata, Aves, Galliformes, Phasianidae. Gene Ontology annotation, molecular function: ATP binding; ATP hydrolysis activity. Gene Ontology annotation, biological process: vacuole organization; endosomal transport.
CGGGCCCCCGCCGCCGCCGCCGCCGCCGCCGCCGGGCCGGGUCGCGCCAGCUGCGGCCGCCACCGGGCGAUGAGAUGACAACGACCACCCUGCAGAAAGCCAUCGAUCUGGUGACCAAAGCCACCGAGGAGGACAAGGCCAAGAACUACGAGGAGGCGCUGCGGCUGUACCAGCACGCCGUGGAGUACUUCCUGCACGCCAUCAAAUAUGAGGCGCACAGCGACAAAGCCAAGGAGAGCAUCCGUGCCAAGUGCGUGCAGUACCUGGACCGGGCCGAGAAGCUGAAGGAGUACCUGCGCAGCAAGGAGAAGCAGGGCAAGAAGCCCGUCAAGGAGGCACAGAAUGACGCCAAGGGGAGCGACAGCGACAGCGAGGGCGAGAACCCGGAGAAGAAGAAACUGCAGGAGCAGCUGAUGGGUGCCAUCAUGAUGGAGAAGCCCAAUGUGCGGUGGAGCGACGUGGCUGGCCUGGAGGGAGCCAAGGAGGCCCUGAAGGAAGCCGUGAUCCUGCCCAUCAAGUUCCCACAUUUGUUUACUGGGAAGCGCACACCCUGGCGAGGGAUCCUGCUCUUCGGGCCUCCUGGCACUGGGAAGUCCUACUUGGCCAAGGCUGUGGCCACUGAGGCCAACAACUCCACUUUCUUCUCCGUGUCGUCCUCGGACCUGAUGUCAAAGUGGCUGGGAGAGAGUGAGAAGCUAGUGAAGAACCUCUUUGAGCUGGCAAGGCAGCACAAGCCCUCCAUCAUCUUCAUCGAUGAGGUGGACUCACUGUGUGGCUCCCGCAAUGAGAAUGAGAGUGAGGCAGCCCGGCGCAUCAAGACAGAGUUCCUGGUGCAGAUGCAGGGUGUGGGCAACAGUAGUGAUGGGAUCCUGGUGCUCGGUGCCACCAACAUCCCCUGGGUGCUGGACUCGGCCAUCAGGAGGAGGUUCGAGAAGCGCAUUUACAUCCCAUUACCUGAGGAGGCAGCCCGGGCCCAGAUGUUCAAACUGCACCUGGGCAACACCCCACACUCUCUGACGGAUGCUGACAUCCACGAGCUGGCACGGAAGACAGAUGGCUACUCUGGGGCUGAUAUCAGCAUCAUUGUGCGGGAUGCCCUGAUGCAGCCUGUCCGCAAGGUGCAGUCAGCUACGCACUUCAAGAAGGUCCGCGGUCCCUCCCGCACCAACCCCAACCUUCUGGUGGAUGACCUCCUGAUGCCGUGCUCGCCUGGGGACCCGGGUGCCACCGAGAUGACCUGGAUGGAGGUGCCCAGUGACAAGCUGAUGGAGCCCAUCGUCUGCAUGUCGGACAUGCUGCGUUCUCUGGCCACCACCCGUCCCACCGUGAACACUGAGGACCUCCUGAAGGUGAAGAAGUUCACAGAGGACUUUGGGCAGGAAGGUUAAGGGCCGUGGUGGAUGAUGGGGCCCCGCUGCUCCCAGGCAGGCGGCUGUGCCAAACAGGUUCAUCUGCAGCUCACAACCCAACCCAUCUCACUUCAGCACCAGGCAGGGAAGGGGGCACGCUGCCCUGGCAGGGCCGACAUUAACAGAGGCGUCCCAGCGCUCCUCUGCUCCUCACUCUUCUUCCUGCUCCUUUUUUAUUUUUUAAAUUAAUGCUGCUUUGGGUUCUGUCUUGUUUAUAUGAAAAUAAAAACAAUCUGAAAGCUUC